AUGGACCACCGGGACGCUCAGUCGUACAGUGUUAACGUCCGGAUGGGCAAUUGGGUGGAAGAAACUUGUUUGCAAUCCGUGGUCUUGGACUCAACCUCCGAGUUCCUGAGGUACGGCGAAGACGCACAGCUCUUGUGUCCGGACGUCCGUUUCCCCGGCUGGUGUGACGGUGCUGGCGGCGUAGCACUGUCGUGUUCGACCAGCGACCACAACUCGGAACUGGACGGGCUGGGACCGGGCUGCACCAUGACUGCUUCCCCGCUGACCGAGAGCUGCGUCCGAAACUGCUUCAAGAUUUGUGGAAUCGGAAGCAGCUGCGAAAAAGGCGAACCUUUGAAGUUUGGCGAUACGUUUGCCAUUAGCCCGUGCGUCUCUUCCAAGCCACUGUUCGUCGCUGCCGUCAUGCCUCGUCUGUACGCCGAACGAGGAGUUUCCGGUCAUCCGGUGCUGAAACUCGUCGACGCGCAGGACCCGUAUUGCCGGUGGACGGUUGCCUACUGGCGUAAGACGAUGCGCGAGAAAGCCGAAGGACUUCCGGUUCCGAACGGAGCCAGGGUGGUCCUAAAGCACAAUGCCACGAAUCUGAACGUAGCGGUGGAGACGGACUUUCGGAUUGCGACGUUCUUCGGCGACGAAUACGAAGUGACCGCACACUCGAUCAAGGACUCCGGAGGCCACGAAAAGGCACAGAAUAUUUGGGAGUUUGUCACUUCCAACAAACGUCCGGAAACCGACGACGACGGGACGAACAAUGACACAAAAACGAACAAAUAAUAUAAUAUUAUUUUAUUAUAUUUCCGUAGUAUAUCAUAUAAUAUAAUACAAUGAUAAUAUGUCAUUAUCCAACUUAUUUACGGAUUUCACUGCAAACAGAAAAAACAACACGACAAAAGUUACGGUUAAUACAAAAGUGCAAAUAUUUUUCUCUCGGCUAUACAUAGAGACCGCCAAAAAAGUGUUAUCGUUUUACACGGUAUACAUAAAACAAAAACAAAACAAAUAAACAAAAAACGUAGUAUUUGAUUAUCAGUACAAAUAUUAUAUUUAGUUUUUUUUGUAGAAAAAAAAAAUAAUAAAUAAAAAAUAAAACGAGAUAAUUUCGACAUCACGAUUCACGAUCGGCAAAAAAAAAAAUAAUAAUUCGUUUGAAUUUCGAUUUAAUUGUUGAGUGCCUGUAUGUAUAUAUAUAUGUAUAAUAUGUAUAUAUAUAAUAUU
Molecule: messenger RNA, 1215 nt
Organism: Myzus persicae (green peach aphid)
Lineage: Eukaryota; Metazoa; Arthropoda; Insecta; Hemiptera; Aphididae
Product: cilia- and flagella-associated protein 161
Exons: 6
Coding region: 1-774 (257 amino acids)
Biological process (GO): cilium assembly
Cellular component (GO): motile cilium
Source: RefSeq, a predicted model, not a curated record